Molecule: messenger RNA, 1620 nt
Organism: Aspergillus alliaceus
Lineage: Eukaryota; Fungi; Ascomycota; Eurotiomycetes; Eurotiales; Aspergillaceae
Product: chaperonin-containing T-complex subunit CCT5
Exons: 10
Coding region: 1-1620 (539 amino acids)
Biological process (GO): protein folding
Cellular component (GO): chaperonin-containing T-complex
Molecular function (GO): ATP-dependent protein folding chaperone; ATP binding; ATP hydrolysis activity
Source: RefSeq, a predicted model, not a curated record
AUGGCGAUGCCUUCUGUGUUGAAAGAUGAACAGGGCCGGCCUUUCAUCGUCGUUCGAGACCAGGGAAAGAAGAAGAGACAGCAUGGCACCGAUGCCGUGAAAGCACAUAUCGUUGCCGCCAAAACGGUUGCUAACAUUGUGAAGACUUCUCUGGGUCCUCGUGGUCUCGACAAGAUUCUUAUCUCUCCAGAUGGCGAUAUUACCGUGACCAACGACGGCGCAACCAUCUUGUCUCAGAUGGAUAUCACAAACAACGUUGCCAAGCUGCUUGUGGAGCUCUCGAAGUCCCAAGAUGAAGAAAUUGGUGAUGGAACAACGGGUGUCGUCGUCCUGGCUGCAGCCAUGCUGGAGCAGGCGUUUGACCUGAUCGAUAAGGGCAUCCACCCUAUUCGUAUCGCAGAUGGUUAUGAUCAAGCUUGCGAGAUUGCUGUUGCACACCUCGAUAAGAUCAGUGAUGAAAUUCCUUUCACCAAGGAGGACACUUCCAACCUACUCAAGGUUGCCAAGACUAGCUUGGGUAGCAAAAUUGUUUCCAAGUCACACGAUCAGUUUGCCAAUAUUGCUAUCGAUGCCGUACUCUCCGUUGCAGAUCUCGAACGCAAAGAUGUCGACUUCGAAUUGAUCAAGGUUGACGGAAAAGUUGGCGGUUCCCUUGAGGACUCAUUACUUGUCAAGGGUGUCAUUGUGGAUAAAGACUUCUCUCAUCCCCAGAUGCCCGAUGAAGUGAAGGAUGCCAAAUUGGCAAUCUUGACCUGCCCGUUCGAACCCCCCAAGCCGAAGACGAAGCACAAGCUCGACAUCACAUCGGUCGAAGAAUUCAAGAAGCUGCAAGAUUAUGAGAGAGAGAAGUUCACAGAGAUGAUCCAACACCUGAAGGACUCGGGAGCCAAUUUGGUUAUCUGUCAAUGGGGGUUCGAUGACGAGGCAAACCAUCUUCUCCUCCAGAACAAACUCCCUGCCGUACGCUGGGUUGGCGGCCCUGAAAUUGAGCUCAUUGCUAUCGCAACGAACGGUCGGAUUGUUCCUCGCUUUGAGGACUUGAGUGCAGAGAAGCUGGGAACAGCUGGUAGUGUCCGGGAGAUGACCUUUGGCACCACCCGUGAGAAGAUGCUUGUCAUUGAAGAUUGCGCUAACAGCCGUGCUGUCACCGUUUUUGUACGAGGCAGCAAUAAGAUGAUCAUUGACGAAGCUAAGCGGUCACUUCACGAUGCGCUCUGCGUUGUACGUAACCUGGUGCGAGACAACCGGGUUGUGUAUGGUGGCGGUGCUGCUGAAAUUGCCUGCUCUAUUGCCGUGGAAGAUGCCGCAGUCAAGAGCCCAGGAAUUGAGCAGUAUGCCAUGCGCGCUUUCGCCGAUGCUCUGGAUGCCGUGCCAUUGGCACUGGCUGAGAACUCUGGCUUGAACCCUAUUGAGACUCUCGCCUCGAUCAAAUCUCGCCAGGUCAAGGAGAACAACUCGCGGUUGGGAGUUGAUUGCAUGAUGACUGGCAACAACGAUAUGAGAGAGCACUUUGCCAUUGACCCACUGAUUGGAAAGAGGCAGCAGCUCUUGCUCGCCACUCAGCUCUGCCGUAUGAUUAACAACGUCAUCAUUUCUGGCGAUGACGAGCAGGAGUUCUAG